This is a messenger RNA of Magnusiomyces paraingens, 1011 nucleotides long. RefSeq lists its product as uncharacterized. Gene Ontology annotation, cellular component: nucleus; protein kinase CK2 complex; cytosol. The transcript has 2 exons. Bases 1 to 1011 code for a protein of 336 amino acids. Gene Ontology annotation, molecular function: ATP binding; protein serine/threonine kinase activity. Lineage: Eukaryota; Fungi; Ascomycota; Dipodascomycetes; Dipodascales; Dipodascaceae. The record is from RefSeq and is a predicted model, not a curated record. Gene Ontology annotation, biological process: protein phosphorylation; DNA damage response; regulation of transcription by RNA polymerase I.
AUGGAUUCAAACGACCCGCGAUUUGUUUCUCGCGUAUAUGCAGAUGCAAAUGAAAAGUUCCCUCAAUCUUAUUGGGAUUAUGAACAUGCCUCUAUCAACUGGGGAUACCAAGAAAAAUAUGAAAUCAUCCGGCGCGUCGGUCGCGGGAAGUACUCAGAAGUCUUUGAGUCUAUAGAUAUCGAAUCUAAAGAACUGGUCAUCAUCAAAGUUUUAAAGCCAGUUAAGCAUAAAAAAAUUAAGCGUGAAAUUAAAAUCCUUUCAAACUUAGAAGGUGGCCCAAAUAUCAUUUCUUUCCUCAAUGUCGUCCAUGAUACUGAGUCCAAAACAACCUCUCUCGUCUUUGAACGUGUUCAAAACAUUGACUUCCGUACCCUCUAUCCAACAUUCACCCCAUAUGAUAUCAAGUUUUACAUGUAUCAGCUCCUCCUCGCCCUCGACUAUGCCCAUUCAAUGGGAAUUAUGCACCGCGAUGUCAAGCCACAUAACGUUAUGAUUGACCAUGAAGCAAAACGCCUUCGUCUGAUAGAUUGGGGCCUUGCUGAAUUCUAUCACAAGGGUGUCGACUAUAAUGUCCGUGUGGCCUCCCGUUAUUUCAAAGGCCCUGAACUGCUGGUGGAGUACCAACGAUAUGACUACUCUCUCGAUAUUUGGUCCUUUGGCGCAAUGUUUGCCUCUCUCAUCUUUAAGCGUGAGCCAUUCUUUCAUGGAAACUCAAAUACAGACCAGUUGGUCAAAAUCGCCCGUGUUUUGGGAACAAACGACCUCUACGAGUACCUCCGCAAGUACCACAUUAAACUCGGUUCUGAGUUUGACGACCUCGGAUCCUAUGCUCGAAGGCCUUGGUCCAAGUUCAUCACUGAAGCCAACAGUGCUUUUGCAACUGAUGUUACAAUUGAUUUUCUCGAUAAGCUUCUUGUCUAUGAUCACCAGAAACGUCUCACAGCUAAAGAAGCAAUGGCCCAUCCUUAUUUUGAUGAAUUAACUCCUCUAGAACGACAAAAUGGAAAGUAA